CUCUCUGUACCCGCUCAGAGGCCCGGCCUGGAGGCUGCAACCGCUUGCCCCGUCCCGGAGCGCCGCCGCGGGGAAGCAGGGCCGCCGAGCAGGAGCUGGGGGCAGUGAGGCCCCGAAUGUAGGGGGCUCUCCCAUCUGCCGGAGUGCGGCCGGCGGCGGCUCCUGAUUGGCUGAGGGUAGGGAGCCACGUCAAGCUGCUCGGCGGUGACGUCACGCGGUACGGCGGUGAUGUCAUUGCAGGGGUUUAUCGAGACUGAGAGGGGAGAAAAGCCUUGAUGAAGAACCAAGGUGGGGAGAACAAAGCUGCUCUGCUGCCUGCCAGUCCUCCCAAAAUGAACAGCAAUCUGGUGCUAGAGGAAGGAGACGUAGCCGAGGCUGCAGCACCCCUUGAAUCUGGGGACUCCACAAGCCAGUCUGAGACAUGCAACUCUGAGCCUUCUGCUGCUGGCAAUGCUGAGAGCCUGACCAGUGAGGAGCAGGAUAAUAAUGAGGCUUCUCAUGUGGAGGAGGAGACAAAAUCCUCCCAGCCUGCCAUGUGUGAUGUCUCUGAAGAGCUGAGCAGGCAGCUGGAGGACAUCUUGAACACAUACUGUGUGGAUGCCAGCCAGGAAGGGCCAGGAGAUGAUGGUGGGCAGAGCGAGCCCACGGAGCCAGACGAAGCAGACAAGUGCCGGAGCGAAUCCCCCAGGAAUGGCGAGCAGGAGCCAGGCUGCCCUGAGAUGAAUGGAGAGAAGGAGGGCUCUAAGGGGACUGAAGAGUUCCGAGCCAAUGACGAGUGUGGGGACCGUGAUCAGAAACGGGCCCAGGAGAAGAAGAAAGCCAAGGGUCUCGGCAAGGAGAUCACUUUGCUGAUGCAGACACUGAACACGCUGAGCACCCCAGAGGAGAAGCUGGCAGCACUGUGCAAGAAAUAUGCUGAGCUGCUGGAAGAGCACAGGAACUCCCAGAAGCAGAUGAAGAUCCUUCAGAAGAAGCAGACGCAGCUGGUGCAGGAGAAGGACCAUCUGAGGAGUGAACAUAGCAAGGCCAUCCUGGCGCGCAGCAAGCUGGAGAGCUUGUGCCGCGAGCUCCAGAGACACAACCGCACCCUCAAGGAGGAAGGCGUCCAGCGUGCAAGGGAGGAGGAGGAGAAGCGGAAGGAAGUGACGUCCCAUUUCCAGGUGACGCUGAAUGACAUCCAGUUGCAGAUGGAGCAGCACAACGAGCGGAACUCCAAGCUGCGCCAGGAGAACAUGGAGCUGGCAGAGAGGCUGAAAAAACUCAUUGAGCAGUACGAGCUGCGGGAGGAGCAUAUCGAUAAGGUGUUCAAACACAAAGACUUGCAGCAGCAGCUGGUGGAUGCCAAGCUCCAGCAGGCCCAGGAGAUGCUGAAGGAGGCAGAGGAGAGACACCAGCGGGAGAAGGACUUUCUGCUGAAAGAGGCCGUGGAGUCUCAGAGAAUGUGUGAGCUGAUGAAGCAGCAGGAGACCCAUCUCAAGCAGCAGCUGGCCCUCUACACAGAGAAGUUUGAGGAGUUUCAGAACACGCUUUCCAAAAGCAGUGAGGUGUUCACUACAUUCAAACAGGAGAUGGAAAAGAUGACAAAAAAGAUCAAGAAGCUGGAGAAAGAGACCACUGUGUAUCGGUCUCGCUGGGAGAGCAGCAACAAGGCUCUGCUGGAGAUGGCCGAGGAGAAAACCCUUCGGGACAAGGAGCUGGAAGGGCUUCAGGUGAAAAUCCAGCGUUUGGAGAAGCUGUGCCGAGCCCUUCAGACCGAGCGCAAUGACCUGAACAAGAAGGUGCAGGACCUGUGUGCCCAUACACUCCAGGCCGAAGCAGACACGCUGGAACCCCUAAAUGACCCGCCUCGAGACAGCUCUGGUGAGCCAGCACUAGGGGGUGCAGUAGCACAGCAGUGCCCCAGGGAGGAUUGUCUUCGCUCAGCAAAGCCGAUGCACUGCACGGAACCUGCGGAGAACCCUGGAGAACUGAGCAUAGGAGCUUUGGGUUAGAUUGGGACUGAGGAAUGCUCUCGCUGUGCUGACUAAGCCCUUGGAUCAGCAGGUGGAGAUAGAGGAAGGGAUGGUAACAUAUGAAUGGUUCCACAGACUGAUCUAAUGUCCUUUCCUUAGUCCCAGGACUGGGGGCUUUGAGAUUUUCCAGUUUAGGCUUUUGGAGAUUUUUUUUUUUAAUAUAUACAUAUAUAUAUGAUAUAUAAAACGAUGUGCAGGGCAACAUACACUUUUAUAUAUGGAUAUAUAUAAACUAGAUUGACCCACUUCCCUGCGUGUGCGUGGAAAGCUAAUACACGGAUUUUCAACUGAUUGGCCCUUUUGCUAAAAGGCCUUGUUUAGUGGUGGGCUGUGAUGCCCUUUUAAAAGCUAGUGCAGCCCAGGGGGCCAGAUGGGCGAACUGUCUCCAGUCUCUCCUGCCAGCUCAUACCAUCCAAACAACUGGAAAUGUCACGCGUGCAGUCUGCUGCCAUUCUGCUUUCAACGUGACUUUAAAGCAGAAAGUGGAAAUGGGGAGAAUUUGAAGCAUGUCCCAGCCUUGGAUGCUCCUUUUUCUCCUUCCUGGUUUUAAACCAACCUGGCUGUAGGCAGGCUGCUGGGGUGUGCUGGCUUAUUUUUUCCUGGUUAGCACGUUCUCUUUCCCUUAGAAGAAAGAGGGGAGAGGCUGUUUUUCUUUGUCAUACAGUCCAUAUAUUGUAUGGGAGCAAAAGGAAAUGGAGAAACAGUGGGGGUUUUGGACACAUCGGAAAGCCCCCUAGUGACUGUCCCUCUGGGCCUUUGAUAUUUCCAGAACCUGCCAAUAUUAUAGCCUUAUAAUUCACAGUUGCCUCUAUGCUAUACGCACACAUGCACAAGUGUAUUAAAGAGUUAAUCCAAAGGUCUACUUCCUACUUGUUUUGCACAUGAAUACCGUGAGGGGGUGAAGAGGUCUUCCAAGUUAUUGUCUAGAUUCCUUUCCCUGUGGAAGGCCUCUGUGCUGCCCCACGGUAAGUGUUUACAAAGCAGUGGUUCCAUAAAGACAAAACCUCAGCUUUCUCCUUGGCUGAAUAGUUGGACCCAUGAGCAAUGUGCUCUGGGCUGAGCCCCGAGAAGGAAGCUGUGUCCACAUGGAUAUUCUACUGGCUGUGACGUGUUGCUGCUGCUCCAGUGCUCUAGCAGGCUCCUUUUGGCUUUGUCGUAAUAGCACCUCAUUCACAAGUACCCUUCCCCAGUAACAUACCCAUCUGACCAUCUUCCUGCCUGUCAGAGUGACAGCUGCUCUGCAGGGAAAGAUUGCUGAGAGAAAGGGAUGCAUGCAAUCUCUCCCUUCAGCAGAGUGUGAGAGAAGCGCACAAUUUGUCCAUCCUGUCAGUCCCAUGAGAUGGGGAAUUUGUUGCUUUAACAGGUCCCUAUGGGGGCAAAAUCGCACUGACUUCAGUUUGGGAGUCUUUCCUGAGCAAGGACUUCUGAGUUUUGCCCUCAGAUAACCAUUUCUCUAAACUCGUCCACUCACGUAAAUCUCCUCAUUUUGGGAGGCAGUCCUCCGGUAGUUUUGAAGCAGGCCUCACUAAAACUUUAGUUCACAAUAUACUUUAUUUUCAGUACCAUCCUCCUUUGCUUAAAACCAAACACAAUCAGCUCAAGUAAAUUUCAGUCACUCUCUGCUCUGUUGUCUUACUUGGACUGGAUCAGUUUGGUGGGGAACUUUAAUUUAUCUUCCCACUGUUUCUCUUCUGGCAACACUGCUUAGCAGCUUCUCUCUAGGCAGCUACACAGGGCCUUGUAAACCAUCCACAGUGCUGUUUUGGGGAUCAGCCAGCAAAGGUGCUGCUGUACACUUGUCCUGUCUCCACUUGAGUUCAAACAGUAUUGAACCAGUAUGACUUUUCCGGUUAAUGCAAUAAGUCUCUAGUGGAGACAGGACCUAACAAGCUGGAAUCUUUCUGGUCUUCACAGAGCAGAAGGUCUUAGCCUGCUGAUUAGCCUGGGUCUUUCCUUCAGUCAGUGAAACUUACUCCAUGGAGCUUGGCUUUGGUUUUGUCUUCUGGCCCCCUUGCUUGAAGUAUCACUACUGUCAGCUCAAGGAAGUCUCUCUCUGCCUCUCAAUGCAAACUGGGACUUACUGAGCAAGAGAAUGUAUUUAUGACCUGACGGGACCAUGCCUCGUUUUUGAAAGGUUAGUUAAGGUGAAGGGCUGCAGCCUGUAUCCGGACUUUCCUCAGCUCCUGCUGUUUAGAAAUCCACAAACUCUUUUUGCGGUGGUACAGAUAACCUGUGUCUGGGAUCUGUUGUAUGUAUCUUCAUAUCCAAUAGAAAUGCACAUAAACUA
Molecule: messenger RNA, 4299 nt
Organism: Chelonoidis abingdonii (Abingdon island giant tortoise)
Lineage: Eukaryota; Metazoa; Chordata; Testudines; Testudinidae
Gene: TXLNA
Product: taxilin alpha
Molecular function (GO): syntaxin binding
Source: RefSeq, a predicted model, not a curated record